CCCAUAAGACAUUUUGGCUCUGCUGGAUGAUGGCUCAGAGCCAACAUGGCCUGUAAACAACAACAGCGUCAAAGUAAAGUUAACCGAAUCUGAUUGUCGGCGUGACUUCUAGCUCUUGUUUAGAUUAGAAGAGAUAACACGGGUUGGAUUUUUCAACAAUGGUUCGAAAGUGUGUAUGAUAUACAUCCUGAAGACGGGACGUCGUUUUCUUCAGCGGGUAGCUUGUGAGCCAUGUCUGCACAGCAACCUAACAGCUCAGCCUCCAACAGCCCUACCAACUUCAUAGGCUCUCCUUUUUCAGUGAUAAGUCCCUCUCUCAACUCUCCAGUGGCAUCUCCCUCUCUGGGUUUCGGACCCAUCAGCAGCAAUCAGAUUUCAUCUUCAGCACCAAUAUCAGGGAUGCAUUCAGUCAGCAGCUCAGAAGAUAUUAAGCCUCCAUUUGGCCUGAGGCCCAUGCAAGCUCACAGCCCAGGAAUAAUGAUGUCUCAGAAACGACUGUGUGUGAUCUGCGGUGACCGUUCCUCUGGCAAACACUAUGGAGUGUACAGCUGUGAGGGCUGCAAAGGUUUCUUUAAGCGAACUGUGCGGAAAGACCUGAGCUACACCUGCAGGGAUAACAAGGAGUGCCUGGUGGACAAACGCCAGCGCAACCGCUGCCAGUACUGCCGCUACCAGAAGUGCCUGGCCAUGGGGAUGAAGAGAGAAGCGGUAAAUCCUAUAAAGUGGAAAAACAAGGAUGGAAAAGAUGAGGGAUGGAUGACGGUUCAGGAGGAGCGUCAAAGGAACAGAGAGCGCGAAGGAGAACUGGAGUUCAGUUCUGGAGUGAAUGACGAGAUGCCUGUGGAGAAGAUCUUGGAAGCGGAAAUGGCCGUAGAUAUGCGGGUGGACCUUCACUCCGAUGGAGGGUCUGCAGGAAACUCUCCCCAUGAUGCUGUUUCUAACAUCUGCCAAACUGCAGACAAGCAGUUGUUUGCAUUGGUGGAAUGGGCAAAGAGAAUCCCUCAUUUCUCCGAGCUGCCCCUUGAUGAUCAGGUCAUACUCCUGCGUGCAGGGUGGAAUGAGCUUCUGAUUGCCUCGUUCUCCCAUCGCUCCAUUCCUCUGAAGGAUGGAGCUCUUCUGGCAUCCGAACUGCAGCGUGACAGCGCACACGUGGCUGGAGUUGGUGCUAUUUUCGAUAGGGAGAGUGUCCAGAGUGCAGAAGUUGGUGCCAUAUUUGACAGGGUUCUUACUGAGCUUGUUAACAAAAUGAGAGAUAUGCAAAUGGACAAAGCAGAGCUGGGCUGUCUCCGGGCUAUUGUCCUGUUUAACCCAGAUGCUAAAGGGCUCUCAAGUACAAGUGAGGUGGAGCUCCUUAGAGAAAAAGUCUAUGCAUCACUGGAGGCUUACUGCAAGCAGAAGUAUCCAGAGCAGCAGGGAAGGUUUGCUAAGCUUCUUCUUCGACUUCCGGCGCUGCGAUCCAUUGGCUUGAAAUGCUUGGAGCAUCUUUUUUUCUUCAAGCUGAUCGGGGACACGCCUAUCGACACCUUCCUCAUGGAAAUGCUUGAAGCCCCCCAUCAGUUGUCUUAGAUAGGUGUUGUGUACUGUGGAUUUUGGAUAGCUGGAGCCUGGGGAGGCGGGUGUGGGACUGGAGUGGCACUUUAAGUUCUUUUUACGAUUUGUCAGUUUGUCUCACUGCUGUCUGCGUUACACCUUAGUGCAGCACAGAUUUGCUCUUUAGACCAAACCCAAGGCUUGGCAUGAUCUUCUAGCUGGUGCUAUGUGUUGUCAUAACUUCAUGAGUAAAACUAUGGUAAACACAUGAAUAUUUUUAAGCAAAAAAUAUUUACAUAUUUCUCUCA
Molecule: messenger RNA, 1838 nt
Organism: Girardinichthys multiradiatus
Lineage: Eukaryota; Metazoa; Chordata; Actinopteri; Cyprinodontiformes; Goodeidae
Gene: rxrbb
Product: retinoid x receptor, beta b
Exons: 12
Coding region: 232-1566 (444 amino acids)
Biological process (GO): response to retinoic acid; positive regulation of transcription by RNA polymerase II; retinoic acid receptor signaling pathway
Cellular component (GO): nucleus; RNA polymerase II transcription regulator complex
Molecular function (GO): retinoic acid-responsive element binding; zinc ion binding; nuclear steroid receptor activity
Source: RefSeq, a predicted model, not a curated record